AUGACGACCUGGCUGGACCACAUCAGCCAGAAGAUGCACUUGGACAUAGAUUGGGCAGACGUAGAAACCGUCAAGACGUUGCCUGCAGUACCAUACGACCAGACAUGCAAUCCAUACUUGCUUGGCCUUCAGCUGGGGACCGAAGCCAAUGCUGCACUGCUCGCUGAGACGGUCAAGGAGCUCCAUGCACAAGGCUGGUUGGCCAUAUACACAAGAAUGGCUGCUGCAAUACUGCAGAAGAGUCUCGCGUUUAUCAAAGGCCGAGUGCUGGUUCAGACGAUACCCUCAGCCGCGUACAACGUGGAACAGACUCUGGUCCAUGCAAGGCUAUAUGCACAGGAGUUUGAGAGAGCUGGAGUUCCAAGGAACAGGUUCUGCAUCAAGAUUCUUGCAACCGGCCAGGGUGUGAAUGCAGCUCGAAGGCUCCAGAGUGAGGGAAUUAGUACUCUUGGGACAGGAGUUUUUGGACUGGACCAAGCGGUGGCAUGCAGUCAGGCUGGCUGCCUGUUCAUCAGUCCCUAUUACAACGAGGUUCGCUCUAUUCGAGAUCCAUCAUUGUGGCCCAAUGUGGCAGACCCGACGACACAGCAUCCGUUCUCUAGGACUCUCGUACAGAUGAUCGGCAUUUACGAACAUUUGCAAAACACCACAGGCAAACGACAGCCAAUGAUUAAACUUGCAGCAUUCCGCUCCAUCAAAGAAGUCGACGCUGCGGCAAGGUUGGGAUGUCAUUCAUCGACAGUGACGCCUGCAGUAUUCAAUGAGCUUGGUGCCACGAAAUUCGAGGGCAAGCCUUAUGGAGAGCCUCUUACAGCCAUUUUCCCGGACCUGGUAUUGCCAACCUCUCUCAACGAGAUUGACUAUCUGGCUGAAGAUGGAGCGAAAUUAAACGCGGCUCUUGAAGUCGACACGGUGGCAGGGGACCGAUUGAAGGAUGCCAUGGAACGCUUCCUCACUGCCGAGGCAACGAGCAAAGAACUGAUUGAAGGGGCGAUCAAGGCGAGCACGAAGUAG
This is a messenger RNA of Fonsecaea erecta, 1014 nucleotides long. RefSeq lists its product as hypothetical. Gene Ontology annotation, cellular component: intracellular anatomical structure. The transcript has 5 exons. Gene Ontology annotation, biological process: pentose-phosphate shunt, non-oxidative branch; carbohydrate metabolic process. Lineage: Eukaryota; Fungi; Ascomycota; Eurotiomycetes; Chaetothyriales; Herpotrichiellaceae. The record is from RefSeq and is a predicted model, not a curated record. Gene Ontology annotation, molecular function: transaldolase activity. The coding region runs from base 1 to 1014 and encodes 337 amino acids.